Messenger RNA from Zootoca vivipara (common lizard), 6844 nucleotides. RefSeq names its product epsin 3 (gene EPN3). Gene Ontology annotation, molecular function: phospholipid binding; clathrin binding. Gene Ontology annotation, cellular component: endosome; clathrin vesicle coat; plasma membrane. Lineage: Eukaryota; Metazoa; Chordata; Lepidosauria; Squamata; Lacertidae. The record is from RefSeq and is a predicted model, not a curated record. Gene Ontology annotation, biological process: endocytosis.
CUGAAGUAGACCUGCCCAGCAAGCCGAGCAACUUUUUGCUCCCCGCCUUGCUCUCUUUUAAACGCCGGGCUUGCGAGGAGGUCGAGAGACUCCCUCUGCAGCUGAGGGAAGACUAGGCGCAAACACCGAGCCUGAUUGCGCGCCGUCGUCGCGUCGUGCGCCCCUGCGAGGCAAAGCGCCUGUUCCCCUCCUGCGUGGACUCGCAAAGGUGAGAGGAGGAGGAGUAGAGGAGGAGGAGGAGGAGGAGCAGCAUGGAGGGACGGCUUCGCUUUCCCGCUGGAUGGAUUUAGGGACAGGGUGGCGGGGAGAGGAGGCUGUAAGGCACCGAGCAGUGCGCCUGGCUGAUCCGGUCGUCUGAGGGGAAAAGCACCUGAAGGAGGGGGUUGAGGAUGGCAGCCGCCGCAGCACCAGCCGACUGCGGACACCGCUGCUGAGGGAGAGCUUGGCGGCGGCAGGAGGAGGAAGAGAAGGACAGGCAGAACAGCAGCUGCAGCAACAGCGCCUGAGAUCAACCUGAAGAAUCAGCAUCUUUUUAAUUGAUUACACCAAGGUUUUGAUUCUCCAUCUGGGUUCCAAUCCAGCCAUUCCUUUCUGCAAGGUGAGAUCUUCCUCCGGGGCACAACCAUGACUACUUCUGCCUUGCGCCGGCAGGUGAAAAACAUUGUGCACAAUUACUCUGAGGCAGAGAUCAAGGUGCGUGAGGCCACCUCCAAUGACCCCUGGGGCCCCCCGAGCUCCUUGAUGUCCGAGAUUGCAGACCUGACCUUCAACACCGUGGCAUUUGCCGAGGUCAUGGGCAUGAUCUGGAGGCGGCUGAACGACAGUGGCAAGAACUGGCGCCAUGUCUACAAGGCACUGACUCUUCUGGACUACCUCAUCAAAACUGGCUCAGAGAAGGUGGCUCACCAGUGCCGGGAGAACCUGUACACCAUCCAGACCUUAAAGGAGUUCCAGUACAUAGACCGCGAUGGCAAGGACCAGGGCAUCAAUGUCCGGGAAAAGGUAAAGCAAGUGAUGGGCUUGCUGAAGGAUGAGGAGAGACUGAAGCAGGAGAGAGCCUAUGCCCUGAAAACCAAAGAGCGGAUGUCCCUUGAAGGCAUGGGGAUUAGCAGCAGCAACAGCCAGCAGCUUGCCUAUGGGCGGCGGGCGUCACAGUACGGAGAAGACUAUGGCAGGUCAAGAGAGUCUCCGUCCUCCUUUAAUUCCUCUUCCUCAUCCCCCCGGUUCAAUUCUGACCUGGAGCAGGCAAGGCCACAGACGACUGGAGAGGAGGAGCUUCAGCUCCAGCUUGCCCUGGCCAUGAGUCGAGAAGAAGCAGAGAAGCAGCCACUUCCUCCAGUCUCCAGCACAGAUGAAGACUUGCAAUUACAGAUAGCGCUUACCCUGAGCAAACAGGAACAUGAGAAGGAAGUGAGGGCAUGGCAAGGAGAAAACUCACUACUGCAGAGGGCAUUGGAAGAAAGUCACCAGGGUGUGGAAGAAGAAGGAGAAGGAGAAAAGACCAAGAAAAGUCAGUCUUCUGUGCUGGAGCUGGCAGACAUUUUCGGACCGGCACCGAUCACUUCUACCCACACUUCAGCUGACCCAUGGGAUAUUCCAGGUGGGGGCAACAAUCGAUCUGUUGAGGUUUGGAAUCAUGACGCAGCCUUCUCUCCUCCAGCUCUGUCCUUGUCUACUUCUUGGGAGCACAACAAUACCAAGUCCACCGUAGAAUCGACAGGAACAUCCUGGGGUCCCACGGCAGACCCUUGGGUGCCCGUAUCUUCAGGGGAUCCUCUAAGUAAGACAGCAUGUUCUACCAAUCAAGCCUCUCCAGGGCUCUGGAACCUUCCUCAUGCCUCUUCCUCCUCUGCUUCCUCUUCCGAUCCAUGGGGGGUCAAAUCCCUGCCUUCGAGUGUCUCUUCUUCAGACCCCUGGGGAAAGUCCUCACCCCCUGCACUAGUUCCUGCAGGCACAACUUCUGCUGCUGACCCUUGGGGAGGCACUGUGGAGAUGUCUUCCACGUCUGGCAGUGCUGCUUUUGACUUGUUUGCAAAACUACCUGAACAUAUGGAUCAGCCAGAACAUGACAGUUCUGGAAAAUCCAACAGCCCUGUAGAUGUGGACCUGUUUGGUGACCUUAUUCCAAGCACGAAAGAGAAUGGAGUCAAGAAUAAGGACGUUUUUGAUAUUGCAGGUUUAGGAGACUCUCUUCCUGAUUCAAAGAAGGAGAAGAAAGACAGCAAAACGCCAGAGGCAUUUCUUGGCCCAAAUGCCUCCUCUCUGGUUAAUCUGGACUCCUUGGUCACAGCCCCUCAGAACCUGAUGUCUCGCAAUCCAUUUCUGGCAGGUCUCAGCACACCUUCUCCCACCAACCCAUUCAACGUCAUGGACCAGCCCAAACCAACUCUCAACCAGAUGCGGACCAGCUCCCCAGUGCCCACCAUAGCUAUGGGGAUGACCAUGAACUCCAUGACCUACAGUGCUUCACUCCCUCUCCCACUCAGCAGCAUCCAACCAGCGAUGGCCCUCCCGGCCUCCAUGAGUGCCUUCCCUCAGACUGGAGCAGGGCCUUUCCCAGAGCUACCUGGCAACUUGCCUCAACCUCUCCUACCACUGUCUGGCUCAGGUCCCCCGCCACUACCUUCUCAAGGUGGUAUGAACCCUUUCCUCUGAGAAGACUCUUGUUGGUGUCAUGCAAACUGUUCUCUUGCUCCUUCCCCAGCUGCUAUGGAAAAUCUCCCAUGCAAAAUGGCUUUGUGGGCACAUUAGUUUUGAUGGGGGUGGGGGAGGAAACGUCUCCCUGGAAACUCUUCUCUAGUUUCUGCCUAAGCCAAAGAGAUUCAUAAGCAAGAAUCUCCUUGUUUGGUGGCCUAUAGAAGAACCAACCGCUCCAUCACGUUGAACAUUGCCUGGAGUCUGCUGCUUCUGAUGGAGAACUGGGACAUCCCUGCCACUAGCUGGCCUUGUUUUGAUGGGUACCCAGGAGACGGGAGGUCUUUUAAGAAGGGCUUGAGUUUUCAAGGGUCUUCAUUCUCCAGUGCUUUUAUGUUGGUACACACAGAGGCUAGGAUAAAAUAAAGAUUAACUCAUGGAAGAUUGUCCCUUCAGAGGAAAGGGAAUCAAAUUAUUUCGUAACCUGCAUGGAAAACACAAAAAAAUGUUUUGCCAAGGCUUGCAGCGGCACUGCGUGCAUGACAGUCUCACUUCUGGAAAACAGGAUAGGUCAGCAAGUAUAGCACUGUUAUACAUUAGAGGAGGAAAUCAAAUUUCUUUUUGCAGAGUCACUUUCACUGGGUCCCUUAAUGAAGGGGAGUCUCUUCCUCAGUUGCGCUUGUCCUCCAGUUACACUAUGGGAAAAAAUACAUAUAUUCAGAAGUCUGCAACUAGAAAGCCUUCCUGACUGUAAAAAUAAACAGCAGCAGCAGCAGCGAGACCAACUGCAUACACAUUCUUCUUUGUGCACCCUUCAUUCUGCUUACAAUUUUUGGAGCAAAGUUGAUAAGUUUUGAGACUGGUUAUGGGAAGGAGGUGUAACAGCAUCAAGAACAACAGCCUGACCACUGGAAGUCUGGCCAACCUCUUCUGGCUUUAAUUCUUGAGAAGCAAAUUUGCCCAAAAAACAAGCCAGGCUAGAAACUUGCCUUGCUAAAAAAAAAAGGCCCUGAACUCGGAUGCUCAGGAUUCUGAAGAAGCAUUACACUUUGCACUAGGAGAGCACAAUUCUCAGACUCACUCUUGUAUCUGCCCAGAUGUUCCUCCGUUCUGAAUCCGAUGUCUCUGCCACUUGCGUUUCUGCCUCCUUCAGUCCAAAUGACUUUCUCCUUUGACCUCUCAAUAAUCAUUUGAGGAAUCCAGUUUCUCCUUUGUUAUCAUCCUGGACAACCCCUUAGUUACAGGACAUGCUUGAUCGCAGACUUUUGUUGCUGUCCCCAGCGCCUACCUCUCAAGCCCCAAACUAAAAAACAUGGGAUACCCGUGACUGAGGGGCACUCCAGAAAGUGCAGAUUCCACAGUGGAAAAGGGUGCUUGAAUGAACUUUGGGAAACUCAUGAGGAAGUUCUGGACUGCGUUAAUGGAGGCAAAUGAUGGAGGUCAUUGUUUGAAUAUGAUGUCGGGAAUCCUGACUCUGUGGUGAUAAAACUUUAUUAUUGUGCUUGAUGGCCUUGGAACAUUUCAUUUUGGGGCUUAAACUUGCUUUAAAAACUCAAGAGAGAGAGAGAAAAUGUAUCAAUAGGUGCGUUAUCUUCAAUUCAGCCAACCUCUCCUUCCAAGCUGGAAUGGCAGAGACAGAGUGUAUGUACAGCAUGAAGUUAAAUCCCAGUUACCUACUGUGUCUUAAUCUAGGAUUUCAGCAUGCCAAUACAAAAUUCAUCUGCAGGACAAGAUGUUUGUGGAGCACUGAUCCAGCUAGAAUAAGCUUGAGGUGGGAUGUGAAUAGGGGCCAGGCAUGGAGAGCAUUGUGGUACAACCACUGAAGUUUUGUUGCCUAUGCUUAAGUACCGCCACAGCAAUCGCCACACCAAUACAACUUUUCUGGCUAUAAUGGAACAUAAAGAGGGGGGAGGGAAAUAAGAAGUCAAUAAAAAGUUCAAAUACUGUAUGCUUGAGGUUUCACACUUCAUAAUGGAUUUCUUUUCUGUGUUAAACCACUUUCCUUCUCUUCGGGUUUGAUCAAAGGGGUCUCAAGCUAAGGUUGCACACUUUUGAAGGAAAAGAGUGCUUGUGGGGAGGAGGCGUCCUGCUGUCUUUUAAUAGCCCGACUAUUUACUUCUUGUAUGCCUGCACACUGCCUCUAUUGGCAGCUGCUUCAGUUACAUCUUUGUUUUAGAACUAGGGUUUCUUCUUUCCAGCUAUUCAGCCCACUCAAUUCAGAGUCAGGUCAAAGCUCUUCAGUCUCAGCAUAAAUGGACAAUUGCCAUGACAUGGCAUCACCAUUCAAAUAUUGUUAUGUGACAACAGUACAAAGACAAUUCAGAGUGCCAGCAAUGUUCCUUGCCCUCACUCUCAACAGGCAAACAACCUGCAUGCAACUGCUUGUGAGCUUUGCUGACUAUUCACUGUUGGAGAGAGCAUGAUGAUGCAGUAGCUGGACCUCCAGGCUGUUUUGAAAUGCCUUGACGGUGCAAAUGUCCUUACGCUAAUUAAUAACCAGAAUCCAUGGUGCACCAUGUGAUCAAAAACAGGAAGAUUUUUUAGCUCCUUGAGCAGUCUUCUUUAGCAACCCGUGUUGGCAAACAAGAUUGUAGUUUAGUGGAGCCUUUGCCUUUUGCUAACUGCAGGAAGUUGAGUCGUUUCCAAGCUGAAAUGAAUGAAAGCUGCUAACACAAGUGCAAAACAAAUCAGCAUACCUCUUGUUUGCCAUGUUAAGGCAACAAGCUAGACAUGUGCUGAUUUGUUUUGAAUUGCAUUUGAGCGGCCUGGGUUUCUGCAGCCCAUGCUAAAAUGAAUAAUAUUCAGCACUGGUCUGUAGUUCCCCUUGAGAUGAAUGUAAUGGAAAAUUCACUGAUGUUCUUGCUGGCAAAUUAAAACCAUUUACAGUCUUGCAUGGCUGCAUUCCCAAGGCAUUUGUUUAUUGCUUGCCAGCACAGGUAAUUAGAGGACAUCACCUAGAUCUUCCCCUGGGCAACAAUUAACAUGCUCUAACACUCUUUGAUUUAAAAGCAAUCUCAAAAACAGGAUUCUCUUUAAUGCCCACUACAGUUAUUUCAUUUACAUUGGGUCAGAAAGACACAGAUUGCAUCCAUGCUAGGGCCCAUUAGUGUGGCCUUCUAUAAUGCUUCAUUAGGAAGUCCUGGUUAGCAAAAGAACUUUGCAAUGUUAAUUAAAAGUUACCUACUUGUAGCUUCUGGUCAUUUUAUUGUUUGUUCAGGUUGCUGUAGGAGAAAAUUAGUGAGGAAAUGCAAAAUAAAACAGAGAUUGGCAUUAAUGGUAAUUAAGGGGUAUCGGUAAUCCUGCUGCUGUGCUUAACAAGAUUCAAUAACAGAGGCAGAAGUUUCUAGAAAACUGUUAAUUACAAGCACACGAGCCCCAAAAAGUCUUACUAUAACUUUGGCUGUCCACACUGGACAGGUUUGCACUACAAUGGCAUUUUGAUGCAAAAAUGCCCCUCACCCCAAACACCCAUAAUCAGAUCAAGUAUGCCUCUGGAUACCAGAGAGUGCUGCUCUGAUCUUUCGCUUAACCUAUUUUGGAAGGGCCCAAAUGCAGCGAUAAAUAAAAUAAAAUAAUCUCUUAGCUCAGUCACAAGAGAAGUCCUUUCUGUUUGACUCCAGCUAUUGAACUUUGUUUUUAAAACCAUUCAUUCGCAAGAUUUAAAUAAUAGGUUUUGAUGAACCCAUUACUCAGCAUUGAAACGUCUACAUAUGCCACUGUAUACCACGAGGUACGGUAUGUAUACUAUGCUCGUAGAAAGGUAUCCCAUCUUUUCUAAGGGCAUUAUUAUAGCAAUGUAGUCUAGAUUUGCGUUGGAAAUGUUUGCUGUAAAGUAAGCUGAGUGUUAACCAGGGACAAAGCAGGGAUGGGGAGCCUGUGGCACUUCAAAUGUUGUUGGACUACAGCUCCCAUCAACACCAGCCAGCAUGGCCAAUGGUCAGGGACAACAGACAUUGUAGUCCAACAUCAUCUCGUGGGCCACAGGUCCCCCCCACCCCCUCUCUAAGGGCAAGAUAAAUGUAGUCAAAAUGCAGAGAGUUGUUGGACGUUUCAUAAGAAUAUCACAAAUUGGCUCCCAGUACAUUUCCGAGCACAAUUCAAAGUGUUGGUGUUGACCUUUAAAGCCCUAAACGGCCUCGGUCCAGUAUACCUGAAGGAGCGUCUCCACCCCCAUCGUUCUGCCUGGACACUGAGGUCUAGCGCCGAGGGC